This is a messenger RNA of Aspergillus chevalieri, 4110 nucleotides long. It is a transcript of the gene bud4, whose product is annotated as putative GTP binding protein (Bud4). The transcript has 5 exons. Gene Ontology annotation, molecular function: GTP binding. The record is from RefSeq and is a predicted model, not a curated record. Lineage: Eukaryota; Fungi; Ascomycota; Eurotiomycetes; Eurotiales; Aspergillaceae. Bases 1 to 4110 code for a protein of 1369 amino acids.
AUGCCCAAUGGUGCUGUUCAGCGGCCGCUAUCCGAAGUGAGUCCAGUGGCUCAAAGAAGAAACUCUCCUAGCUGGAACCCAAAUACCAAGCAAAUGUUGAAAAACAAUUCGCCAGACAAGCCCGCCUCGCUGCGCCUUUACUGGCAGGGUCGCGACUCGUCUGAAAACCAAGCUCCCUAUGACCCCGACGCUCCUCACAAACCAUCCAAGCGCCCGUCUGUGGAGAAUCUGAAGCGUGUUGCGCGGGUGAGGAACAGUCACAUCUUCCGUGAUCGCAACCCCGAGUACGAUCCCUCCCAGGUAGACGUCCCGCAACGACCUCUUGCAACAAACAAGUCCCCCGAUAAACAACAGACGACAGAACCACAGACGAACAACUCCAACGAAAGUCCACGGCCACCUUCGCCCGCCAAAUCUUCUCUUUCCAGAGCCAGCCGUUUUGGCGUGAAAGGUGGAUUCGACCCGGAGAAUGAUAUCUGGUCCGACACCGAUGGUCAUCGCCACGCAAAGAGCGUGACUUUCGAUGCCGCUCCUCCCCAAGUGAACGAAUACGAGAUGACGACGCCCGAUCCCUCUGUUUCCGCUGCAUCAGACUCUCGUGACGGUAGCUAUGACUCGGAGGAAGAGGAAGAGGAAGACGACGGUGAUGUCAGUUUCGAGCGCGAAUCAUCUGCAGAGCAUGACGAUAGUUUCGACGCUUCGCUGGAAGACACUGAAAAGACUCCUGUCGUGUUGCCUGAGGAAUGGCGUUACGGACAUGAAGAUGAGGAUGAGCCCUACACAGAGGAUGAGGAGGAUGCAAGUCACAGCCCUGAUCCUCGUCCUUCUUCGCGCCAAGAGCCUUCCAGGCCGCACUCUCGUGUUGAGUCGCUUGAUUCAAACGGGGAGCCUCGGCCUCUUCCGCCUCUUCCUUCUGUGAUGCGCUCACAGGCGAACCAGUCCUCUCCGGGCAAGUUCACCACAGCCGCUCUCGAAUUGGGAAGUGGUGGGCAACGAACCCUGCCAUCUCCUCCUGGCCCUGCGACGUACAGCAAAUCCGACAUCACUGGUUUCAAAAACUCGACAAUGUCCUUGGAGGACAGGUUGCGUCUGAUGAUGAUCCAGGACGAGAGAAAGGAUGAAAAGCAGCCAGAGCACAAUGAGCCUGACCAGGAGCCUGCUAAAACGGACAAUGAACAUCACGAUGAUACCAAAGACGAGGUGAAGCACCAGGAAGAUGUCGAACCCAAAAAAGAAAACGAAGAUGCAGCGAAAGAGCCUGAUGUCUUCACCCCUCCUCGUAUCUCUAGAGAUUCCAUCUUGCGCGACCUUCGGAAAGGCGAUGACUUUCAUGACGACGAUGACGACUCGUACAUGGACUAUGAUCCGGACGUCCCUCUUCCGUCUCUUGAGGACGACGAUGAUGGCGAGUAUGAUACUGACAGCGUGAUUAUGAAGGAGGAGGAGGAGGAUACCAGUGAACUUUAUGACAUUCCCGAAUAUUAUGAGAAUGUGCCCUCCAAGGAAUCCUCGACGAAAGACCUCCAGAGCAAGCUGCCUCACGACGAGUCGAGCCAUUACUCCCUCCACUCAGCAGGAGCAGUCGAUGCUCACUCGCCACCUGCUGAAGAACCCGAGGACCGUAGCUCUACCCCUGUUCCGGCUCCCGCCGAGCAAAGCGAAAAAACAGAGCACCAUGAGCACCAUGAGCACCGUGAGCCCUCUGGGCCUUCUAAGCCCACUGAGGAAACUCAAGAAGCCCCUGAGAAGGAAUCUUCUAUUGAUGCUCAGAAUGAGCCUGAGCGGGUGCGACCCUUUUCUGCAUUUGAUCUGCGGCCUGCUUCUGCGCUUGAUGUCAGGCCUGAAUCUGCACUCGAUAGCCGGCCAGUUUCCGCACUCGAUAUGGCUUCGAUCCGUGAGACCUUGCAACGCCCGGGUACUCCGGAGCCCAAUGGCUCCCCAGUCUCAGAGCCUUCGACACCAGACUCAGUCAUCCACCAUCCUGUUGAAGAUGAUGACAUGAGCGACGUGUCUGCGGAUGAGAGUGUAACUGAUGAGAGUGUGCCUGAUCCCAUCGCUACGAUAAAGGCACCAGGAACUGCUCUCAAGACACGGCCAUCUUUGACACCGGCUGACCUUGAACAAAUGGCAGCCACUCGACGCAAAGUUAGCGGCCCUCAAGCAUUCCGCUUGCCAUCCCUGAACAAGCACUUUUCCAAUGACUCCCAGCACUCGGACCACGACGACGGAUCGCAAGAACCCGAAGACGACCCGAACAAGUUGGCUCCCCCCUCCCCGACCAAGGACACCCAGCGGCAGAGUAGUCUCGUGAAAUUGGAUAUCCCAUUCAGCAUUCAGGAAGAAAGUCUCGGCUUUGGUUUGGACAGGGAAUUUGAUCGUGUUAUGGAAAACCAAAAGAGAGGUUACCUCAUGCGCCAGAACACGAAGGUCAUUGUUGCCAGUAGCCACAACGAGGAAGAGACAGCCACCACCCCUGGCGAAGCUGCCACCGAAGCCCGUUUGUCGAGAGUCCCCGGUAAUUCGAACCGCAAGCCCAGCCAGCAGACAUGGACGACGGUCCCCUGGAACAGCCAGCGCCGCCGCUCCAGCAUUCGAACGCCCAGUGGGAUUAAGAAGAAGCCUGCUCCUGGUGCUGUGCCCCCUCUGCCUGGUCAAUCUAGCAACGUUCAGGAAACGGCAGCUGCAGACGAUGUUGAACCCGGAUUGAACGAGGCUUUAGAUGAGGGUGAAGAGCGUGGUCGAUUGUUUGUGAAGGUGGUUGGUCUUAAGUACUUGGAUUUGCCGAUGCCAAGAGGCGAGAGAUCGUACUUUGCCCUUACUCUUGACAACGGUCUCCACUGCGUUACCACUGCCUGGUUGGAGCUUGGGAAGUCUGCGCCAAUUGGCCAGGAAUUCGAACUCAUCGUCCAGAAUGACCUUGAAUUCCAACUGACCCUCCAAAUGAAAGUAGACGAACAGAAGAUGAAGGCGCCAGAAGUCGCCCCUCCAUCCCCAGCAAAACAGAAAGCAUCAACCUUCAGCCGCGUCUUCGCAUCUCCCCGCAAGCGCAAGGAGCUUGAAAUGAAGCAGCAGCUCGUCUCCCAGCAGCGCAAGAGCCAGGACGUCAAUGCCGGUGUUUGGGACCGUCUAAGGACGUUGAUCGCGCCGGACGGCAGCUUUGGCCGCGCCUACGUGGCCCUCAGUGACCACGAGAAGUACGCUUUCGGACGCCCCUACACGGUUGAUAUCGCAUGCUUCAACGAGUGGGCCACUGAGGAGCAACCCAGCAGCGUAAAGAGCAAGAAGAGCACCUCCAGUAAUUCUUCGCAGCGGCGUCCUCCUUACAAGAUUGGUAAAUUGGAGCUGCAGUUACUGUUUGUGCCCAAGCCCAAGGGUGCGAAGGACGAGGACAUGCCGAAGAGCAUGAACUCGUGCAUUCGGGAAAUGCGGGAGGCGGAGAGCGUGUCUACUCGCACUUUUGAAGGAUUCCUUUCUCAACAGGGCGGUGAUUGUCCGUACUGGCGCCGCCGGUUCUUCAAACUCGUAGGCUCCAAGCUAACAGCCUACCACGAAACAACCCGCCAACCCCGCGCGACAAUAAACCUCUCCAAGGCUGUCAAGCUAAUCGACGACCGAUCCUCCCUCACUCAGCGCGAAACCUCAACACGCGGCGGUGGCCGCCGUAAAUCCGCCUUCGCCGAAGAAGAAGAGGGCUACAUGUUCGUCGAAGAAGGUUUCCGCAUCCGCUUCGGGAACGGCGAAGUCAUCGACUUCUACGCCGACAGCGCAGCAGAGAAGGACGGCUGGAUGAAGGUCCUCGCCGAUUCCGUGGGCAAGGGUUCCUCAUCUAGCGGCAGCGUGGCUAAGCCUUGGACUGACGUCGUUCUGCGGAGGGAGAGGAGUAUGAAAGCUAGACGGCAGCCCAGUGGUGCGCAGAAUCCUGCGCCGCCGACUCAGGCUCCGCCCGUUCCGCCGGUGAAGAAUGAUGUUGGGGCUCCGCCUUCUACGUCUGCGGGAGUGCCGGCGCCGGCGCCGGUUCCUUCAAGGCCAAGACAUAAGCAUACGCAGUCGCAGCCUGAGGCGAGGGGGUUUGAUGCAAGGCGGGCGAAGACUCGUUCGUUGAUCUUUUAG